AUGCCAUCUCCAAUCCUGCCCAUAUCAAACCACCCUUCCUCCUCUGCACCACCACCCAAAACGGUGGUCAAAGUUAAGAUCGAUGUUGUCCCAUCGACAACCCUCCGCAUCUCCUCCCAAUUCGAACCUGACAAGGCCAUUACGCCUCUCCUACAUAGAGUUUCCAGUUACAAUUCAACAAGCGGCCUUAACAACAACUCUAAUUCUCCCCGCCAGUCUAUUAGCCGGGAAGUGGGCCUUGCUGCUGCCGAUACCUUUCUCCUUUCUCGAUUAUGUGUGAAGCUUUUCUGCUAUCUCGUACAGGUCUGUAGGAACAUAAUAUAUGGUGAAAAUCCUAGAAAUAGGCUUGAUCUUUAUUUGCCUAAAAGCAACCAUUGUACUAAACCAGUGGUAGCUUUUAUAACUGGUGGGGCUUGGAUUAUUGGUUAUAAAGUAUGGGGUUCUCUUUUAGGUCAACAGUUAUCAGAAAGUGACAUCAUAGUGGCAUGCAUAGACUACAGAAAUUUUCCACAGGGCACAAUAAGUGCCAUGGUGGAAGAUGCUUCUCAAGGCAUCUCAUUCGUUGAAUAUGGAGGUGAUCCCAACAGGAUUUAUCUUAUGGCAGCUUGCGCACUUAUAAACCAGGCAAUCAAAGAAGCUAGCUAA
Messenger RNA from Hibiscus syriacus, 645 nucleotides. RefSeq names its product probable isoprenylcysteine alpha-carbonyl methylesterase ICMEL1. The transcript has 7 exons. Bases 1 to 645 code for a protein of 214 amino acids. The record is from RefSeq and is a predicted model, not a curated record. NCBI's taxonomy places the organism in Eukaryota, Viridiplantae, Streptophyta, Magnoliopsida, Malvales, Malvaceae.